AACACUAUAUACUGCACAAAUUAGACUUUUCCAUCAAAUCGUGCAAGAUCUCUAAUUUUAAUAAAUUCAACAGGAAUGUUGAUAUUUAAACUGAAAUGAUUAGCGAUAAAGUCCUUCUAAAUGGGAAGGAUCCUCAUGAAUUACGAAUCGAUUUUUUAAUUAAUUCUUCCAUAUUAUUAUGUAACAAAUUGCCAUCUGUUUCACAUUCCUUGAUGAGAACCUCUAUUUGUUUUUUAAAAGAUUCUAAACGAGAAUUGAGUAAUAACGAUUAUCUAAAUAUUUGUAAGAGGUGUGGAGUUGUUUUUACUCCAUGUGUAAACCUAGAAGUUCGUUGUGUCAAAAAUGAUAAAAAGGCAAGAAAAAGGACUAAAAAAUUAUUUAAAAGGGAUUUCAAAAACCUUGAUACAUUUAAAAAGAAUAAAAAGACCUUGAAACAAAACCUGUAUUAUAAAAACAGAAUGGUUUACAAGUGCAAAGUUUGUAACAAUAUUUUUAAUCUACCAGGUUCAUCAAGACCCUUUAAAACCACUAAUAAAUAAUUUCAUCCAUUAUAUAUCAAUGUACUACAAAGUGGCACCAGAUUAAAUUUUGAUAUCACCUAAAAAACUCGUGCUGGAUCGCUUCUUCCGCUGUUAUUCGCUUAUUCGGAUUCAGUUCUAACAUUCUAAGCAUUUUAAUUAGUUGAAUAUAAAUGAUGUAAUAUAAAAGUAACCUUAAUAAUAAAUCAACUAAGCACUCAUCUUGACUUAGACCUUUGAACAUUUCAUACUUGUUAUUACAAUUGAUUUCAACGUUCUAUAAUUAAUAAAUCUAU
Molecule: messenger RNA, 814 nt
Organism: Theileria parva strain Muguga
Lineage: Eukaryota; Apicomplexa; Aconoidasida; Piroplasmida; Theileriidae
Product: RNAse P Rpr2/Rpp21/SNM1 subunit domain protein
Exons: 4
Coding region: 96-539 (147 amino acids)
Biological process (GO): RNA processing
Source: RefSeq, a predicted model, not a curated record